AUGCAAGCUAUCUAUGAGCAAGGCUAAUUUAUAAUGUUAUAGCUGUGGGAUGAUUAUAAAAGCUCAGCUGCAUUAACAAGAUAACUUAAUUAAAAGUGUGUAAUUUGGAGAAUGUCCUUCUACACAGACACACAAAAUCCUUAAAAUACCUUUUUUAAUUUUUAAUAAGAAACCUUAUAAAAAAAUUGA
Tetrahymena thermophila SB210 is the source of this 189-nucleotide messenger RNA. RefSeq lists its product as hypothetical. The transcript has a single exon. NCBI's taxonomy places the organism in Eukaryota, Ciliophora, Oligohymenophorea, Hymenostomatida, Tetrahymenidae. The record is from RefSeq and is a predicted model, not a curated record.